Molecule: messenger RNA, 4570 nt
Organism: Ogataea polymorpha
Lineage: Eukaryota; Fungi; Ascomycota; Pichiomycetes; Pichiales; Pichiaceae
Exons: 1
Coding region: 2222-3892 (556 amino acids)
Molecular function (GO): NADH dehydrogenase activity
Source: RefSeq, a predicted model, not a curated record
UACGGCAUUUAUUAGUCAUAUUAUUACUGGGUUAUCUAAUCUCCCUCCUCAACAACGCAAGUCUCGUAAUCGAGCAAUUUCCAAAAUUGCCAAAUGGAGAAGGCAAGAACAGAACCAAGAAUUGGGCCCACCCAGUAGAUCCAGUGGUAAACAGGGAAGGAUCUGGAAGCAAUACAUGGGCCAAACGUUCUGGCUGGGUUCAGGCCGGCACCAGUGUAGUAGACACAAAUUAAGUGACCCAGGAAAAGCGAUAGACCAAUGCACACUGGAGCGUAAUCUGAAAGGUUCGAUUGCUCCACAGCGGUCAUCAGAACAGUGAUGCACAGCAAAGUGGUACCGAACAUCUCAAUGAAAAGACCUCUACUCUUGGAGCAUCCUCCGCCAAGACCGUUAGCAAAAGCCACUGGGCCGGGAGUCAUAGCAGAGGCUGCACCAGCAGCGGCCAUACCAGCCACCAUCUGGGACAACAUCAUGAUAAUACCACGAACCGGCGAAAUGGCUCUUGCAAGCACCAGGGACAGGGUGACUGCAGGGUUGAGGUUACCACCAGAAACUCUACAGGUGAGGAAAAUGGCAACCAUGACACCAAAACCGAAACCGAAGGAGAUCAUGAUGAGCUUGGCAGGAUUGGAACCCUCGGAGGAGUAGAACUCGUCCUGGUUGGCAAUCUGGGCAAUCAUGUAUGCGACCCAUAGGAAGAUGAAGGUACCGAUAAAUUCACCAGAGGCAGCCACCAAGUGAUUUUUCAUGGUGAUGGAGAGACCAAAUUUGGAGGUCUUGAGAGCUGGGGAGUAGCCCAAUUGUUGUUCAGCGUCCAUUUGGUAUUCGUUAAUGAUGUAUGCCUUGGUCCCCGAGAAUCUGUGUCCUAUUUAUACAAUGAAAUUGACACUUUCUUUCCCAGAGGGUGGAGUCUGCAGACGCUGAUCGAUGUAUAAGAUUCUUAUUGUUCAAAUGAAGAGACAAAAGAAACGGAGGACAAUCAUGGAUAGAAUAGGAAAGAAGUGCGUGUGUUUACAUAUUGCUGCCUGGGGAAAAUUUAGGCACUUUUUGGCCUCUUCGGGCCUGUUAGCCCACGUUUUAGGAAAAAGGCCACUUCUCUACAGAGAGCUUCUACAACCUUAUUGUGCCUUUUUUUCUCUUCGUGUUGUUUAACACUCACAAGUUUAUUGUUAGAUUUUGAUUUGACAGACAGCAACAGUCUUGAGAAACUGCUGGUAGUUUCAGGUUUGCUUAAAGUGGCCAUGAUAUUUUGGUCUGCUGAUCAUCUUGUUCGGCUGCCAGCAUUAAUGAGACGUUGUCGAUGCGACGCUCACCCCUGUGAAAGUAUUGCCUCUAGCUCCUGCUGUCUCAUGCAGCCUAGCCUUUUGUGUUCUGCGAGGAACCAGUGCCGACAGCCCAGAAUUUCAAGUUAUUGUUUAUUGUUUGGCACCUGGCUGUAGCAAAUAUUCUUAUUUUUCUUCGACCCGAAAACAAUUCACACACACAAAGCAGUCUACAAUUGAUAUUUAUAUGCUGCGGCAGCGAAGUUUUCACACAUGAACAUCUAUAUAGGCGUAUUUCUGUUUCAAACCGUUGUAUUAUAAGGCUUUAUUCUUUACUUGUGGACGCCGUCUUAAGCCAUGAUACCCAUACGCUAACCAUAGAUCCGAUCCAGAGUUUCAUCUCUUACGGGGCCAACACAGAGCUCAAAGCAUGUUCCCAUUGUGAGUGAAAUGAAAGCGAGGCGAAAGUCCGCUCUGAUAUCCUUGGAAUCAAGACUUCCUCGGCCUCUCCAAGCGGUUCUUACCUUCGAAAGGCCUUCAAAACACCCGUGGUACGUUUUACUUACAGCGCUCCAGCCAAUUACAAGUGGGACAUAUUAGUCCUCUUUUCUCAACGGUAAUCCAUGAAUUUUGGUCAUGAGAAAAAACCCCGCUGACCACCACCGGACACCCAGAGUGACCACUACGGAUCGACGGUCUAGUAGGACGGGGUGUCGAGCGGGGAAGGCAAACUCAGGGUGUCUGCGGGUCAAUGGGGAUUUAAAAUGGACUAAAACUAGCAGGAAUUUACGGAGUACGAAACGUUGAUGGGGUGAGGGUGACUGUGGACCGAUACCGGAGGGCUCCAUGAUUUGCUAGUAUUCUGACCCCAUAAAAAAUUAAUUUUCUCACACGACCUCGACAAGUUCUAGUAUAAGAAUUGUGUUUGUCGGCAGUAUUUUUUCGAAAUAUCCUAAAUAAUGCAGGCACAACUAGCGGCAGUGGGUAGACGCCUCGGACAAAGACGUCUGUUUGGACACUCCCCAAAGAUUCUACAGACGAUCAAGCCAGCCGAGCCGGUCCAGCCUAUUUCGACUCCGAAGCGCAAAAAGGCCGGAUUUUUCACCUACACUUUUUAUGGGCUUAUCGCUGCCGCUUUGGCGGAAACUGCUUACCUGACCUACUCUGUUUAUAAGGAGACCAACCCAGGUUUACAGAAGCCACAGUCUCUCUUGAAAGAAAACGGAAACAAGAAGAAGAACGUUGUUAUUCUGGGUUCCGGCUGGGGAGCAAUCUCAUUCUUGCAUAAGUUGGACACCACACAGUAUAACGUGACGAUUGUUUCUCCACGUAACUAUUUCCUGUUUACUCCACUUCUGCCGUCUGUUCCAACCUCCACUGUUGGAUCCAAUUCGAUUUGCGACCCUGUUCGGACUAUUGCCCGUCAAACUCCGGGCGAGGUGAUUUAUUAUGAAGCUGCUGCAACCGACGUGGAUCCUGUGAACCAGACUGUCAAGAUUGUUCACAAAAACAUGAACUUCGCACACGGAGAAGCGUUUGUGAACAAAGAUGAUCCGAUCGAGAAGACGCUGAAUUAUGACUAUUUGAUCUACGCUGUUGGAGCAAAAGUCAAUACGUUUGGCAUUCCCGGUAUUCCAGAGUACGCAUCGUUCUUGAAAGAGGCCCAGGACGCCACUGCGGUGAGACAGAAACUUUUCAACGCCAUUGAGGCAUCCAGACUGUUGCCAGAAGACUCAGAGGACCGCAAGCGUCUCCUGACGUUUGUUGUUUGUGGUGGAGGCCCAACCGGUGUUGAGUUGGCUGCUGAGGUGAAAGACUACAUCGACCAGGACCUGCUCAAGUUCAUUCCAGGAAUCGACAAGGAAAUGAAGGUGGUCUUGGUGGAGGCUUUGCCUAACAUUUUGAACAUGUUCCAUCCUAAGCUGAUUGAGUACACGAAGGAGGUUUUCAAGACCCAACAUGUUGAUUUGAGAACCAAUACCAUGGUGAAAAAAGUGGAUGCUAAGAACGUUUACGCUUCUGCCAAAAAGCCAGACGGCACCACUGAAGAGGUGGUGAUUCCGUACGGUACACUUGUGUGGGCCGGUGGUAAUGCCCAAAGAGAGUUGACCCGUUCGCUUGCUGAUAAAAUCACCGAGCAGAAGACGGCCAGAAGAGGUCUUCUUGUCGAUGAGUACAUGAAGCUUGACGGAGACGACCACAUCUAUGCUUUGGGAGACUGCACUUUUACUGCCAAUGCCCCAACUGCCCAGGUUGCUCACCAGCAGGGAGAGUUUUUAGCUGAUCACUUCAACAAGCUGGCUAAGAUCGACGACCUCGAGUAUGUCAUAUCUUUGGAAAAAGACCAGGCUUCCAAAGAAAAACACUUGAAGCGUCUUGAGAGAUACAAAAACAGUCUCAAACCGUUCUCCUACAGACACCAGGGUGCUCUGGCAUACGUUGGUUCUGAGAGAGCCGUGGCCGACCUUACAUGGGGCUCGUGGUCCACUGUUGCUCUUGGAGGAAGCCUCACGUUCUUCUUCUGGAGAACGGCAUACGUUUCCAUGAUAUUAGGAGUCAGAAGCAAGCUUCUUGUGAUCAGCGACUGGAUCAAGGUGUCACUGUUCGGUCGGGACUGCUCCAAAGACUAAAUUCGUUAGAGUAAUAUUCCAAAUGACUAGCGGUACUAAUUAAUGUUGGCACACUUGCGCGGUUCCAGCUCGCCCGUUUCGGGCACCACCAUCGUUUCCCAGUCUAGCGGGUAGAGUAGCUUGCCCGAUUUCGAACGCGCGUGUAUCACUCCUAAAUCGUUCCUUGCUGUGGACAGGUAGUAAUUAAUUCCAUCUCCCAGAGAAAUCACCAGAGCCUUGACGAUAUCUCCUGGUCUAAAACAUUCUCCCACUUUCACCUUGUCUCGAUCUGUGGAACGGAUGUCUGUGGAGCGAAUCACGGCUUUGAAAUUCUCGCCGUAAUCGUUCAGUAAUAAAUUAGAUAGAUGAAUGCUUGCGUCUUGAACGUGAAGGAUAUCGAGGUGGACUUUGUUGGACGAAAUCUUUGUAACUUUGGCGAUGACCACGUCGUUUUCGGAAGGCGUGAAAUUGGCGAUUUUAGCUCCACUCGAUUGCACUGAAACGGUGGACGUGUUAUCGUUGGUGGUAAAGUGCACAGACCCCAAGGUGGUAGCGACAAUGCACGGAACAACCGUUCCAUCAACUGUUUUCUCUAUCUGUAGCGUGUUGGGGCCUGACACAUACGUGUGGUUGCUCGUAUGGACGGGGACAAUUGGCUGUCCUGGCAAUACCAAGGCGUUCAUACGGAUUCCUGAUAAG